AUGUCUUCAUUUGGCUUUGAUUCAACGUUCGACACCGCCGUCCCUGAGGAUCCCACUGCCUCCAUGGUCUUUGUUGAGCCAGAUGUCUCAUUGCAAUGCCCUAUUCAGCCCUAUCAGUCCUACCUGUUCAGCCAGAAUCCUCCAGUUGUGUACGUGGCUUCUUUUGUCAACGACGCGGAGGCUCGUCAUCUGAUUCAGCGAAGCGGACCUAACUUUACCCCUGCCUUCGUCUACGGCUCUGGCCAAACACAAGUGGAUCAGAGCUCCAGAAAAUCCCUUACAGCCCUCCCGGACCGAGAUGAUGUGGUUCGGUGCCUGGAGCAACGGGCACGCAACAGCCAGCAAUGGGAGCCUGGUAUGACCAUCGAAGCUAUUUCUGUGCAGCGAUAUGAAGAAAACGGUUUCUUCAGACACCAUUACGAUGCUUUCGGCGAAACCCACAAAAAGGACCGGAAGACCACAUUGAAUGUGUUCUUACAGGCGAACUGCACUGGCGGCGGAACGCAUUUCCCCUACUUGCCGAGACCGGACGAUGAGAGGUGGUGCCAGUUCAUUGACUGCGACUCGGACCUGCCAGGUGUGACUUUCAAACCUAUUGCCGGCAAUGCCGUCUUCUGGGAGAAUAUUCGGCCGGAUGGGACUGUGCAUCCAGAGACUCUUCAUGCUGGCAUGCCCGUUCUGUCGGGGACUAAGAUCGGAAUGAACAUUUGGACAUGGACGAAGGAUCGCAGAUCUUAA
Molecule: messenger RNA, 738 nt
Organism: Aspergillus caelatus
Lineage: Eukaryota; Fungi; Ascomycota; Eurotiomycetes; Eurotiales; Aspergillaceae
Exons: 2
Coding region: 1-738 (245 amino acids)
Biological process (GO): peptidyl-proline hydroxylation to 4-hydroxy-L-proline
Cellular component (GO): endoplasmic reticulum
Molecular function (GO): iron ion binding; L-ascorbic acid binding; procollagen-proline 4-dioxygenase activity
Source: RefSeq, a predicted model, not a curated record